AUAAAAGUGAUAUCAUGCUCAUAAGAUUAAUAUAUAAACAAGUUAAAAUGAGAUUAAUAAAUGAUUAGAACAACAUAAAUGAAUCGUAAGCCUUAAAACAAAGUCAUUUCGCCUAAACCAAAACUACGGGCUUAAGCAGCCAGCAUCGCAUGAAACGACGUCGUUGAGAGCGUCCCCUUUCUUCCCCACAGGCACAAGCACAACCCAACUGCAACAAGAGAUAAUAAAAUUCCAUCCUUGGCCGGCCACAGCUCAAGUAACCACUUGCCAAUCUUCUGUUCCCCGUCGGAAGGCCGCCGUUUGCUACUUCGAGUAAUGUGAAUCGAACUGAGUCUCGGUCAACGGAGACGGAGAUUUCGAGGGUAUACUAUCCGUUUAGCUGAAAUGGAUCGGGCACCGAUGACCUUGGGUCCGGGCAUGGAUAUGCCGAUCAUGCACGAUAGCGAUCGCUACGACUUCGUUCGAGAUAUCGGUUCGGGUAAUUUUGGUGUUGCCCGAUUGAUGAGGGAUAAGCAGACCAAAGAGCUUGUUGCGGUUAAGUAUAUUGAGCGAGGCGAUAGGAUUGAUGAAAAUAUUCAGAGAGAAAUUAUCAAUCACAGGUCUUUGAGGCAUCCAAACAUUGUCAGAUUUAGAGAGGUGAUUCUAACACCUACCCACCUUGCUAUCGUGAUGGAGUAUGCAUCCGGAGGAGAGUUAUUUGAACGCAUAUCUAAUGCAGGACGAUUCAGCGAGGAUGAGGCUCGUUUCUUUUUUCAACAACUUAUAUCUGGAGUGAGCUACUGUCAUUCAAUGCAAAUAUGUCACCGGGACUUGAAGCUAGAAAACACACUGUUGGAUGGAAGCCCAGCUCCUAGGUUGAAGAUAUGUGAUUUUGGGUAUUCCAAGUCUUCUUUGCUGCAUUCACAACCAAAAUCUACAGUGGGUACUCCUGCAUAUAUUGCUCCGGAGGUGCUGCAUAGAAAAGAAUAUGAUGGGAAGCUUGCAGAUGUGUGGUCAUGUGGAGUUACAUUAUACGUUAUGCUGGUUGGUGCUUAUCCAUUUGAAGAUCCUGAAAACCCCAAGGAUUUUCGUAAGACAAUACAGAGAGUCAUAAAUGUUCAAUACUCUAUUCCGGAACAUGUUCUGAUUUCUGAGGAAUGCCGUCAUCUAAUUUCAAGGAUCUUUGUUGCUGAUCCUGCACAACGCAUUAGUAUGCUUGAAAUCAGAAAUCAUGUGUGGUUUCUCAAGAACCUCCCAGCAGAUCUGAUGGAUGAAACGACCCAGUUCCAAGAACUGGACCAGCCGAUGCAGAGCUUGGAAACCAUAAUGCAGAUAAUCUCCGAGGCCACUAUACUUCCAGCUGGUUUAUAUAACCUGGACAUGAUGGACGAUGAUGACAUGGAUGACCUCGAUUCUGAUCCUGAUCUUGAUAUUGACAGCAGCGGGGAGGUCAUUUAUGCAAUGUGAUUCCCACUUUUAUUCUUUUCCUGCAAAGAUAGUACAAGAAUCGCAGUGCCCCGCUGCAGGUCGCUAUUUUAUGGUUGGAUACAUAUUCAGUGGUCAUGUACUUGUACUGUUGCAUCAGGUCGAUCUUCUGUCAUAUGCACUAUAUAAUUUGUAUUGCAUCUAUUUAAUUAUUUUUAUUUUUGUAUGUAUUUGUGUCUGUACGCUGUGUUGUUUCUGUAUCAUUGUAUAAUAGGAUUGUGAAAAAGUGGAUCGAGCUGAAUAUAUGAAGUCAGUGUGGUUUGUGUCAA
Salvia miltiorrhiza (redroot sage) is the source of this 1733-nucleotide messenger RNA. RefSeq names its product serine/threonine-protein kinase SRK2I-like. Gene Ontology annotation, molecular function: ATP binding; protein serine/threonine kinase activity. The transcript is spliced from 8 exons. Gene Ontology annotation, cellular component: nucleus. The coding region runs from base 385 to 1446 and encodes 353 amino acids. NCBI's taxonomy places the organism in Eukaryota, Viridiplantae, Streptophyta, Magnoliopsida, Lamiales, Lamiaceae. Gene Ontology annotation, biological process: protein phosphorylation; intracellular signal transduction. The record is from RefSeq and is a predicted model, not a curated record.